Staurois parvus is the source of this 295-nucleotide messenger RNA. The record is from the annotation of a GenBank genome assembly. NCBI's taxonomy places the organism in Eukaryota, Metazoa, Chordata, Amphibia, Anura, Ranidae.
AUGCAGGGUCCUGGGUUUUAGUAACACUUUAAAUUUCAGGCCCACCUUAUACUACAAUGACGGGCACAAGAUGGUUCUCUCGUUCGGAUAGGACUUCAUAUGACGUCCUUCCAUUCUCACCGCGCAUGUGCGGUUCAGGGAGCGCAGCGCGGUGAUCGCUGGUGCGCUGAGUCCCUUGGACACAGCGGAUCACGGAAAGAGCCGAAGAUGUCGGCUCGGUCAUGUGAUCAGCUGUGUCUAAUCACAGCUGAUCGCAUGUAAACAGGGAAAUGCCGGUUAUCUGCAUUUCUCUCCU